UUACAUGACUCCCGAUUGUUAAAAUGAGUAUCAAAUUAACGAUAAACUUUAACAACAGAGACACACGUACGCACUACACAGGUACGCAGUUUAUUUGUCCCGCUGCUGUUUUUGUUUCACGCUCUAGCAGUUAAUAAACAGAACUGCAUGCGUCUUGCGGAAGAACAUUGUAACCGGCGCUACUUCUCUCCGUUUAUGACUAUGGACGAGUCACUCAGGUCCUGUGCUACUCCACAGCGGCGGCGACCCGCUGGACUAAAAUAGUCCGAAAAUAAACACUUAUUAUAGGUGUACCAUGGUGAUUCAGGAUACUGACUCCAGUACUCACCGAUAUGGUUUCGGAAUCGGAACAACUCUAGGUAAAAGGAAAGAAGUGUGAGACACAGUUUUGGAGCAACUUAGUUGAUUCACAACACUACAAAACGGGUUCUCCCUCUGCGUGUGUUUCGCGCUGGAUGACGGUCGUGCUGAGCGGUGCAGGUACAGAGGAGAAGUAGAAGAAGAGAAGAGGGGGGCACCAUUUGCUAAGGGUGAAAGGUGAUCCCACGGGCUCUCGUUUUGAGACUACGGCGACUGGAGCAUCUGUAGGCUGCACAAAAGUCUGGCAUCUUCUCCUAUAAAGCCAGCAAUUUCCUGUAUCAUAAUUUUUGUCUCCUCCUCCCCCCCCCUUCUUGAAGUGCUAAUGACUGUUUAACAGGAAGUGUAUGUUUUAGCACACAGCACUGUUAAAACAGUCCAUUAAUGUGACAGUAUGGGGUCCAGUGCACUGCCUCUCAUACUCUUGCUGAUGUCCCUCAUCCACUCUAGACUCACUGAAGAAAAGGAUUCUGGAUCCAUUCAGGAAACAGCUUCUGAAAGGACUUCUGAACCCAAUCAACAAACAGAAUCUGGAAAUAUAUCUUCUGAAGAUUUACCCACACCUACACUGACUGUGACACCAAACACAACUGUAUUCACUGGAGAGAGAGUCAGUCUGAAGUGUGAGAUAAACUCUGAUCACAGUGACUGGAGAUAUGAGUGGUAUAAAGGCACAAACAGUGAAAUGUUAAAGGAUCCUCCUUACACUGUAAAUGGAGACACUCUCAGUAUUCAACAAAUUAAAACAUCUGAUCAGGAUCAGUACUGGUGUAAAGGAGAGAGAGAUGGAAAAUCAUCACAAUUAAACUCUGUUUCUCUCUCUGUGAUGGAUUUACCCACACCUACACUGACUGUGACACCAGACGGUCCUGUAUUCACUGGAGAGACAGUCAAUCUGAAGUGUGAAAUAAAGUCUAAUCACAGUAACUGGAGAUAUGAGUGGUAUAAAGACAGUAAAGACAAUAAUGUGAUUUUAGAGAAGCCUGAGCAUCACACUGGAGACACUCUCAGUAUUCAACUAACUGCUACGUCUGAUCAGGGUCAGUACACGUGUAAAGGACUCAUAGAUGGAAGAUCAGUUUCAUCACAAUCAAGCUCUGCUGUUUCUCUCUCUGUGGAGGAUUUACCCACACCUACACUGACUGUGACACCAGACGGUCCUGUAUUCACUGGAGAGACAGUCAAUCUGAAGUGUGAAAUAAAGUCUAAUCACAGUAACUGGAGAUAUGAGUGGUAUAAAGACAAUAAUGUGACGUUAAAGAAGCCUAAGCGUUACACUGUAAAUGGAGACACUCUCAGUAUUCAACGAACUGCUACAUCUGAUCAGGGUCAGUACUGGUGUAAAGGACACAUAAAUGGAAGAUCAGUUUCAUCACAAUCAAGCUCUGCUGUUUCUCUCUCUGUGGAGGAUAAACCGAAGCCAUUUCUGACUGUAAAGCCCCAGAGUUCAGUGUUCACUGGAGACACAGUUACUCUCAGCUGUGACGUGGGACAGUCAACUGGAUGGACGUUUCUCUGGAGGAAAGACGCAAAGUCUGAAUCCACUGAUGAAGCAACUAAAACAAUCAGUUCUGUGAGAGUCUCUGAUGGAGGAACAUACCAGUGCAGAGCAGAGAGAGGAAAAUACUACACAGAGAUCAGUGAUACAAUUAAGAUAACAGUAAGCAAGAGACCCAAACCUGUAGUGCGUGUUCAGCCUGAUGUUCGUGUGUUCAGAGGAGAGACGGUCACUCUCACAUGUGACAUACAGGAGGCAGGAGACUGGCGGUACAUCUGGUAUAAAGAUCAUUACAGCAGAGGACAAGACCAGAUCUAUUACAGCGCAGGACAAGACCAGAUCUAUAAAAUCACAUCUGUGGAUCGGUCUCAUGCUGGUGUGUACAGCUGUGGAGGAAACCAGACUAAAGCCCCACAGUACUCAGAGUUCAGUGAUGGAGUUACACUGACAGUAUCAGAUUUACCCACAUCUACACUGACUGUGACUCCAGACAGAUCUGUAUUCACUGGAGAGAGAGUCAAUCUGAAGUGUGAGAUAAACUCUGACCACAGUAACUGGAGAUAUGAGUGGAAUAAAGGCAGUUCAAUGUUACAGAGGUCUGAGCGUUACACUGUAAACAGAGACACUCUCAGUAUUGUUGAAGCUGUUAAGUCUGAUGAGGAUUGGUACACGUGUGAAGGACACAUAGAUGGAAGAUCAGUUUCAUCACGAUCAAGCUCUGUUUCUCUCUCUGUGAAGGAUAAACCGAAGCCAAUUCUGACUGUAAGUCCCCAGAGUUCAGUGUUCACUGGAGACACAGUUACUCUCAGCUGUGACGUGGGACAGUCAACUGGAUGGACGUUUCUCUGGAGGAAAGACUCAAACCCUGAAUCCACUGAUCAUUCAACUAAAACAAUCAGUUCUGUGAGAGUCUCUGAUGGAGGAACAUACCAGUGCAGAGCAGAGAGAGGAAAAUACUACACAGAGCUCAGUGAUAAAAUUAAGAUAACAGUGAGAGAGAGACCCAAACCUGUAGUGCGUGUUCAGCCUGAUGUUCGUGUGUUCAGAGGAGAGACGGUCACUCUCACAUGUGACAUACAGGAGGCAGGAGUCUGGCGGUACAACUGGUAUAAAGAUCAUUACAGCAGAGGGCAAGACAAGAACUAUAAAAUCACAUAUGUGGAUCAGUCUCAUGCUGGUGUGUACAGCUGUAGAGGAACCCAGACUGAAGCCCCACAGUACUCAGAGAUCAGUGAUGGAGUUACACUGACAGUAUCAGAUUCACCCACACCUACACUGACUGUGACACCAGACAGAUCUGUGUUCACUGGAGAGACAGUCAAUCUGAAGUGUGAGAUAAACUCUGAUCACACUGACUGGAGAUAUGAGUGGAAUAAAUACAGUUCAAUAUUACAGACAUCUGAGCGUUACACUGUAAACAGAGACACUCUCAGUAUUGUUGGAGCUGAUAAGUCUGAUGAGGAUUGGUACACGUGUGAAGGACACAUAGAUGGAAGAUCAGUUUCAUCACGAUCAAGCUCUUAUGUUUCUUUCUCUGUGUCUGUGAAGGAUUCACCCACUUCUACACUGACUGUGACACCAGACAGAUCUGUAUUCACUGGAGAGACAGUCAAUCUGACGUGUGAGAUAGAGACUUACAGUAACUGGAGGCAGAGAAAUUAUCUGACACAUGACUGGAGAUAUUACAAUACACAUGAGUGGAGAUAUGAGUGGAGAUAUGAGUGGUAUAAAGGCAGCAGAUACAGUGUGUUACAGACGUCUGAGCGUUACACUGUAAAUGGAGACACUCUCACUAUCAGAGGAGCUACUGAGUCUGAUCAGGGUCAGUACUGGUGUAGAGGACAGACAGAUGGAAGACCAAACUCAUCACAAUCAAGCUCUGUUUCUCUCUCUGUGAAGGGUCUAAAGCCAAAGCCUGAACUCACAUCAGAUCCUGCAGGAGCUGCACUGACAGGAAACACAGUGACUUUGACCUGUCGCAUGGAUCCGUCCACUGGAUACUGGGACUUUUACUGGUACAAACACACACUGAACCCUGAGACAGAGAAGAGAGAAACAAACUCCUACAGACUGAAGAUUGAUUCAGUGUCUGAUGGAGGCCAGUACUGGUGUAGAGCUGGAAGAGGGAAACCAGUCUACUACACAAACUACAGUGAUGCACUGUGGGUCAAUGUUACAGAGAGUCCUAAAGCUGUGCUGACGGUACGACCUGAUGAACGAGUGUUCAGAGGAGAAACAGUCACUCUCAGAUGUGAAAUAAAGUUGGGAGGAGACACUGAGUGGACAUACAGAUGGGAAAUAAAUGGAACCAACAACUUCAAUAAAAACUCUGCCAAUCGAUGUACAAAACAAGAGUGCUUCACCAGUGGAGUCAAUGAACAGAAACACAGAGAAGCUGUCAGUCUGUGCUCAACACAAGAGUUGAACAUCAGCAGUGUUGAUCACAUUCACAGUGGUAAAUACACCUGUACAGGACUGAUGAACACUCAAAGCUGUCAGCGCAGUGAUGCUGUUACACUGACUGUAUCAGAUGAAGCUCAGGCAGCAGUGCGAGUGUCUCCACAGCCGUGGCUGACUGAAGGAGAAUCAGUGACUCUGAUCUGUGAGGUUUCAGGCUCCUCUACAGGCUGGACGUUCAGCUGGUUCAGAGAUCAUGAUCAUCUGUCAGACAGCAGCAGAGGAGCUGGAGGAUCUUACACUCUCAGUCCUGCUGCUCUACAGCACACAGGAGUUUAUACGUGCAGAGCAGAGAGAGGACGACCAGCCUAUUACACACGACACAGCAGCACACAGACACUGUGGGUCACUGGUAUUACUUCUUCAGUGUCUCUGGUCAUCAAUCCCAGCAGAAGUCAACACUUCUCAUCUCACUCUCUCUCUCUGAGCUGUGAGGAUCAGAGUAACUCUGCUGGAUGGACAGUGAGAAGAUACACAGACAAAGACACAAAAAAUUGUUCAAGACAAACAGGAUCUGCAUGUGUAAUCGAGUCUCUCAGCACAUCUGACACUGGAGUGUACUGGUGUCAGUCUGAAUCUGGAGAGAAACGUCAUCCUCGAAACAUCACUGUACAUGAUGGUGAAGUGAUUCUGGUGAGUUCUGUUGAUCCUGUGAUUGAGGGAAAGACUCUGACUCUACACUGUUUACAUCGAUCUACAAACUCCCCGAUCCUCAGCGCUGAUUUCUAUAAAGACGGAUCACUGGUCCAGAAUCAGACGACAGGAGAGAUGAGCAUCACUACUGUCUCAAAGUCACAUGAGGGUUUCUACUACUGUAAAACAGAGAGAGGACAGUCACUCCACAGCUGGAUCUCAGUCAGAGCUCCUCAAUCAUCUUCUCUUCUGGUCAUUGGUGUUUCUGUAGGAUUGAGUUUUUUCUUGUUGUUCCUCAUCUCACUGGUUCUGCUGUGGAGACACAAAAACAACAAAGAUCAUCACCGUAACACUCAACACACAUCAGUCCCAACUCGAUCUGGAGAAUCUCAUAUGGAAAACUCUCCUCUGCAGCCUGGUUCUGAUCACAUUUAUGAUGACGUGACUGCAGUGAAUAAGAGAGAUAAAGCAGGUUCUGAUCACAUUUAUAAUAAUGCGACUCCACUGAAUAAGAGAGACAAAGAGCCACUGGAAGACGUCACAUAUUCAGAGGUCACUGUUAAGAAAAACAUACCUGUGGAUAAAGAUGAUACCACAGCAGAUCCAAAUAAUGUGAUGUACUCAGAAGUCGGAACAAAAGUAAAGAAAUUCAAAAGCAAAGAUAUUAAUACUGCAGGACCCAGUGAUUUGACUUACGCACAGAUCAAUAUACAGGACAAAAAGAAAAGCAAAGGCAAAGGCGCUGGACUUGGUGAUGUUUUGAUUGAAAUGAAAUCUAAGGAGAAAUACAAAGGAAAGAGCAGCGAGUCUGGAGACACUUUAUACUCUGAAUUGAACCACAACACAGAUAGAGGUGCUGAUGCUGAAGUCAGUGAUGCAACUUAUGCUCAAGUUUUAAAGAAGAAAGGUCACAAAAACAAAUAAAAUGUCCCAGAGAUCAGGGAAGAGAACAGAUGCCAGAAGAGAAACACCAGCAGAAGAAAUGAUUUCAUUCAAGUACAGGUGCUGGUCAUAUAAUUAGAAUAUCGUGAAAAAGUUCAUUUUUUUAUUGUAAAUUAUUUUAAAAAAUGAAACUUUCAUAUAUUCUAGAUUCCCUACAUGUAAAGUAAAACAUUUCAAAAGUUUUUUUUUGUAAAUUUGUUGAUUAGAGCGUACAGCUAAUGAAAGUCCAAAAUCCAGUAUCUCAAAAUAUUAGAAUAUUUACAUUUGAGUUUCAUUAAAUGACCAUCCCUACAGUAUAAAAUCCGGGUAUCUUUUGUUUUUUGAAACCACACUAAUGGGGAAGACUGCUGACUUGGCAAUGGUCCAGGAGACAAUCAUUGACACCCUCCACAAAGAGAGUAAGUCACAGAAGGUCAUUACUGAAUGGGGUGGCUGUUUACAGAGUGAAAUAUCAAAGCAUAUUAAAUGCAAAGUUGACUGGAAGGAAGAAAUUGGGUAGGCAAAGGUGCACAAGCAACAGGGAUGACCGCAAGCUUGACAAUACUGUCAAGUAAAGCCGAUUCAAACACUUGGGAGAGCUUCACAAUGAGUAGAAUGAAGCCGGAGUCAGCGCAUCAAGAGUCACCACACUCAGACAUCUUCAGGAAAAGGACUACCAAGCCACUUCUGAACCAGAGACAAUGUCAGAAGCAUCUUACCUGGGCUAAGGAGAAAAAGAACUGGACAGUGAACAGUGGUCGAAAGUCCUCUUUUCAGAUAAAAGUAAAUUUUGCAUUUCAUGUUGAAAUCAUGGUCCCAGAGUCUGAAGGAAGACUGGAGAGGCACAGAAUCCAAGCUGCUUGAAGUCUAGUGUGAAGUUUCUGAAGUCAGUAAUGAUUUGGGGGGGCCGUGACGUCUGCUGGUGUUGGUCCAUUGUGUUUUAUCAAGUGCAAAGUCAAUGCAGCCAUCUUCCAGGAGAUUUUGAAGCACUUUAUGCUUCCAUCUGCUGACAAGCUUUAUGGAGAUGCUGAUUUCCUUUUCCAGCAGGACUUUAGCACCUGCCCACAGUGCAAAAACCACUUCCAAGUGGUUUGCUGACCAUGAUAUUACUGUGCUUUAUUGGCCAGCCAAUAUGCCUGACCUGAAUCUAUGGGAUAUUUUCAAGAGAAAGAUGAGAAACAGUCGAUCCAACAAUAUACAGAUGAUCUGAAGGCUCAAUAGUGCCUCAGCAGUGCCACAGGCUGAUCACUUCCAUGCCACACUUCACUGAUGCAGUAAUUUGUGCUAGGAGCAAGUCAUUUGCUGUAAUAUGUCCUGCCGAUCAAGUAUUGAGUGCACAAAAGAACAUACUUUAAAGAACUUGAACUUUUCUGUUUUGCAAAUCCAUUUUUUGAUUGAUUUUAGGAAAUAUUCUAAUAUUUUGAAAUACUGGAUUUUGGACUUUCAUGAGCUGUACGCUCUAAUCAUCAAAAUUUAAAAAAAAAACUUUUGAAAUGUUUUACUUUACAUGUAGGGAAUCUAGAAUAUAUGAAAGUUUCAUUUUUAAAAAUAAUUUAUAAUAAAAAAAUGAACUUUUUGAUGAUAUUCUAAUUAUAUGACCAGCACCUGUACAUGCUUGAAUGAAAGAGAAUUGCACUGUAUACUGUAUUAUCUGUAAAAAAAAAAAAAAAAAAAAAAAACCUUAUGUAAGCAAAUAUAUCCAUGUAUAAUAUAUAGUAAAACAUUUUCUAGUGAGCAUUCAUGUUUAAUAUGUUACCUGUCUUAUCAAAUAUAGCCUGUGUUUUUGCAAAGAUUUUUCUUAUAGCAUAUACUGUUAUCUAAUUUUCAUUUUUUUUCAUACAUGUUUUUGCUGCAGUUAAUGAAGUGGGAGAUUUCUAUUUGAUAAAUAAAGACAUUUAAACAUUUUUAAUAAAGACAUUAAAUGAUU
Messenger RNA from Ctenopharyngodon idella (grass carp), 7793 nucleotides. Its product is annotated as Fc receptor-like protein 5. The transcript has 30 exons. Gene Ontology annotation, biological process: cell surface receptor signaling pathway. Gene Ontology annotation, molecular function: transmembrane signaling receptor activity. NCBI's taxonomy places the organism in Eukaryota, Metazoa, Chordata, Actinopteri, Cypriniformes, Xenocyprididae. Bases 752 to 5869 code for a protein of 1705 amino acids. The record is from RefSeq and is a predicted model, not a curated record.